This is a messenger RNA of Benincasa hispida (wax gourd), 1256 nucleotides long. RefSeq names its product TBP-associated factor 7 (gene TAF7). Gene Ontology annotation, molecular function: RNA polymerase II general transcription initiation factor activity. Gene Ontology annotation, biological process: RNA polymerase II preinitiation complex assembly; transcription initiation at RNA polymerase II promoter. The record is from RefSeq and is a predicted model, not a curated record. Lineage: Eukaryota; Viridiplantae; Streptophyta; Magnoliopsida; Cucurbitales; Cucurbitaceae. Gene Ontology annotation, cellular component: transcription factor TFIID complex.
GAUUUUUCUGGAUCUCUGCGUUUCCCUCUCUCCCCCGCGCAAUCGGUGUCCCUCCAUCUCUAUCUCUUCUACAGCUAUCCCGUAGAUUCGUCUCUCGCCGGCGGAAAUCAUCGAAAGAGGGGGACCGUUUUAAUCUCUCUGGUACGAGGGUUGUUUCAAGCUCAAAGCAAAGGAUUGAAAACUUCACACCAACCCCAACCUUCGAGCAAUCAAGCUUCUUUGAAGUCUAUAUCCGAAAAUUGAAUCCGUGAGGUUAAGGUGUAGCCUUUUUAUGAGACCAGGAAGUAGCGCAGCUCGAGGGACGGAGUUUUGUUGAUUUAGAUUCUGAAGUUAUGGAGGAGCAGUUUGUACUGAGGGUUCCACCUUCUGUUGCUGAACGAAUUGAACGACUACUAAAUGAAAGUGCCUCUUCAUCUGAAGAUGCUUCGUUGGAUUUGUCUUUCUCUGAGGAUGGGAGAAGUGGCACUUUUGCCAUUGGUGACGAUCAUUUUCCAGCAUCUCUUCUGGAUCUCCCUUGUGUAGUGGAAUCCUACAAAACAUACGAUGAUACUGUGCUAAUCAAAACUGCAGACAUUGGUCAGAUGAUUAUGGUUAGAGAACCGGGUGAUGCUGCUCCAGAUUCAACUGAGUAUAGGCAUGGUCUGACCCCUCCUAUGAGGGAUGCUCGAAAACGUAGAUUUCGAAGAGAGCCAGAUUUAAAUCCUGAGCUUGUACGACGUGUGGAGAAAGAUUUGCUAAACAUCAUGGCAGGAGGAACUACCGAAAAUGCAGAUGUUGGAGUGGCUGAGCAACAGGAUGAUAGAGAUGAAAAUCCUCAUCAUGCAAGUGCAAAGCCUGCAUCGGUACCUGCAGCAAAGCCUGAUGUAAUGGAAACUGAAACAAAUGUUGGGGAGCCUGAAAGGAGCGAUUCUGAUGACUCUGAUCAUUCAGUUGAUUAGAUAUUGUUAUCCACUUCUUAAUGUUUGCAUCUCUGAUGGAAGCUGCAUCGGCCUAUUUGUAUAUGAAAGGAAAUGGGAAUUGUUGUCUGUAUCAUCCCACCUCUUGCGUUUAGAAACAAAACACAGGACGAUUUCCUUGGUGCAUUUUAUCAUCUUUCUUUCAUUUAAAUAGCAAGAUAUCUUCAAAACAUCGACUCCACUACUGCAAUACUUCAAUUUCUUACAUGAACCAAUGACAUGUUUUGGGGAAUGUAAUAAAUCAAUGGUAAUAUGAAAAAGUGGGUUCCAUUUAAUUACAUUGAGUGUUAUUUACUUGUA